This is a messenger RNA of Cydia splendana, 1258 nucleotides long. RefSeq lists its product as uncharacterized. The transcript has 3 exons. The coding region runs from base 179 to 1258 and encodes 359 amino acids. Gene Ontology annotation, molecular function: nucleic acid binding; zinc ion binding. NCBI's taxonomy places the organism in Eukaryota, Metazoa, Arthropoda, Insecta, Lepidoptera, Tortricidae. The record is from RefSeq and is a predicted model, not a curated record.
UGUAUAAUCGUAGUAUAUGCAUGCAAACCGGCGCGGGCGCGGUGUCGCUCCCCGCGCACCCCUUUGUAUCAACCAGUAAUAAACGGACCGUCGACUGUACUGCUGUGUUUCCUUUACACUCUCAAAUACCUCAUUGGCGACAAAUCUACCCGCGCGUGGAAAAAAAUAACCGUUAAUUAUGACGACUACUUGUAUCGGAAGUCUUACAGUUUUUGACCAUAAUUCUCAAGAGUGGAGGAUAUUUCAUGGAAGGCUGCAGCAGUAUAUUCUUUUAAAUUCAGUUGUAGAUGCCAAGAAGGCACCGUUAUUACUCACUCAUCUGUCAGAUGAUACCUACCGUCUGGCUACAGAUCUCGUGCAUCCCAAGAAAGUAGAGGAGGUUGCGUUUGACGCUUUAGUCGAAGUGCUAAACAAGCAUUUUUCGCCGAAAAGGUGUACCUUCGCCGACAGGGAGAAGUUUUUCGAGGCGAGAAGGACAACGGGAGAAAGCGUCGAGGGAUGGGCGGCGCGAGUUCGCGGACUCGCCGUGCAUUGCGAGUUCGGCACUGCAUUGGACAUGCUUCUAGUGAAUCGUUUUGUGCUAGGCAUGAACGUAGGCCGCGAACGUGAUCGCUUAUUCGAGCAGGACGCUACUUCGCUUUCGUUUGCGAAAGCCUUGGAGGUGGCACAGCAGGCGGCGAGUGCGCGCCAUGCCCGGGCGACGGUCACGGAGUCAACGGCGACGGCGCUCGUGAAGGAGGAACCGGUGUACCGGGUGAGCGGGACGAAACCCGCCACCGACCGCGGACGAGAGGUUCGCAAGUGCACCGUGUGCGGCAUGAAAAAUCAUGAUGCGGACCAGUGCAAAUAUAAGGGUUACAAGUGUCAAAAGUGCGGUUUAGUUGGCCAUUUGAAAAAAGUGUGUAAGGGCAAGUUGUCGCGAAUUAAUAAUAUCGACUACCCCUCCGAGGUGACGCGGGAGACACGCGCGGAGGAGGAAAUGUGGGCAGAUUGUGACGGUGACGGCGGCUCCCCGCCGGCCUCCCCAAGCGGCUCCGCGCCGGGGACGCCGGUGCGGCUGCCGAGCGCGGUCGACGCACCUGUGCAAGAGACAGCUGAGUCGACCGCUCUUACAGAAUGCGAUCAGUUGAGAAAGAGGCUGGACUCGGCUCAACUGGACUCGGCUGGAAAGAGCUGGAAGAAGCCGCUCAAGAUCGUGACAAAUGGAGGAUUCUUCUCUGAGCCCUAUGUCCCAGCGAUUGAUAAUAAACAUAGAUGA